Messenger RNA from Argiope bruennichi, 659 nucleotides. RefSeq names its product DNA-binding transcriptional regulator BolA-like. Lineage: Eukaryota; Metazoa; Arthropoda; Arachnida; Araneae; Araneidae. The record is from RefSeq and is a predicted model, not a curated record. Bases 118 to 540 code for a protein of 140 amino acids. Gene Ontology annotation, cellular component: mitochondrion. The transcript is spliced from 7 exons.
GCGUUAGGAUUCACUAGUUCCGAAUUUCUGAUAUAGGCGCUUCGUAUGGAAGAUUGGAAUAUUUUUCUGUCUAUACUGUUAUCAAUUUGUUUACGUUUUUAAAAGUGCUGUCGAAGCAUGUCUAAACUUUUAAACAUCAGUAGCUUUGUUCGGAAUUAUAAAAUUUUUUCAUGCCUCCCAUCAUCAUUGAAAAAUGUUGCAUUAUUUUCCUCCCAGUCAUCUGAGGAAUUCAUAGAAAAUGUUGUGAAAAACAAGCUUAGGAAUGCUUUGCAGCCUGAAUUUAUAGAAGUUGUUAAUGAAAGUGCACGACAUAAUGUUCCUAGAGGAUCUGCCUCUCAUAUAAGAGUAACAAUUGUUUCUCCUCUAUUUAACAACAAGAAUCUUGUACAGAGGCAUCGUUUAGUUAAUGCUGCUCUUCAAGAAGAGUUAAAAGGCCCCAUUCAUGCCCUAUCUAUUGUUGCCGUUUCUUCUUCUGAGGUAACAGAGAAGGGACCAGAAAAAACAGAAUCACCUCCUUGUAGAGGAGGUUCAGGCCUUUAAAAUUGACCAAUUAAAUUUAUUCAUGUACAAAUAGUUUUUCUAGUUCUGCUAAUUGUUACAGCUUUGUUGUAAUAGUAAACUUAAAUAAAAUUAUCUUUGUGUUUAACAAUUUUUUAAAA